UUCCUUUUCGACGGUGCAUAUACGUCUCCCUUUCUCCGAAUGAGCACAGCGACACCCGAAUUGAUCGAUUAACGAACGGAACAGCCAACCAUCGGUGUCCGACCACUGACGUCUAUGCUAGCGCCAUCUAUAUGGAUAUAAACGACGAUUCUCCGGAGGACGUAAAACGUGCCGUUUCGGUAGAAAAGGAGAUAAGGAAGGGUGAAAAGGACGACGUAUUUGACGUACGUCCACGAGAAAGAGAAAAGAAGAAAGAAAGAUGGUUACAUUGCGCCAAACCGUUGCCGAAGAAAAAGAAAGUUACAGCAGAGGAAUGUUGUCAAAGAAAAAAGAAGAAGGCAGCAGCUAAGGACGUGAAACAAGUGACGGUGAUGAUUUAUGGUAAACCAUGUAUUUUUCCUAAGAAGGACAUCAUUCCGAGACAUUGUCUGUCAAAAAAAGAGUAUAUUAACUUACUAGCCACUCCGAACCGUAAAUGUCCAUCGCCAUGUUUGCAAGAGGCAGUGAUAAGAAAGUUGAAACCAAUUUCAACAAGAAUCAAAGAACUCGCUCGACCAACGAAGCACCGUAUGUUGAUGACCCUGCAGGAAGUUGGUACAAAAUUGAAGCCCGAAUUUGUGGAUAAUUUAAUAAAAUCACUGGAGGGUGAAACUUGUCUUACACCAGAGCAAGCAGCGAAGGUGUUUCGCGAUAAAAAACGUAAGAGAAUCACUAGGAAACGAGAAAAGCCACGUAAGUUUAGUCGGAUUAGUCGAACGACAAAAAAAUCUAGUGCAGCAAGUGCAACGAUAUUGGACAAGGAUGCAGUAAUGUGUCAAUAUAUGAUGGCCGAGUGUUUUGUUAAGAGUAUUCUUGAUUGGAAAUGUCCUAUACCGAAGGAAGAGUACGAGGACAUUGCAAGCGUGAUAAUGAGGAGAUUAAGUUACAUCCUUGAAUAUACGCCGACCGAUGAGAGCGAUCGUAAGUCUCAGCAGAUGCGUUUUCUCUCGGACAUAAUAGCUUCUUGGAUAUCGGGAGUUCUCUUCGAAGUUGCGGACGAUCAGAAGAAGGAACUGGAAGAAAUUUGUGAGAGAAAACGGAAGGAAGCAGAGGAAGAAGAGGAGGAGGAGGAGGAGGAAGAAGAGGAAGAGGAAGAGGAAGAGGAGGAAGAAGAAGAGGAGGAGGAGGAGGAAGAAGAGGAAGAAGAGGAAGAAGAAGAGGAGGAGGAAGAGGCCGAACCGGAGAUAACAGAGGAAGAAAAACUUGCGAUGGAAGAGGCUGAGAGAUUAGAGAAGGAACGACAGGAAGAGGAAGAAAGGAGAAUUCGAGAGGAGGAGGAAGAAAGGAUCAGGAAGGAAGAAGAGGAAGCUAGAUUACAGCGAGAGAGGGAGGAAGAGGAGGAAAGAUUACGGUUAGAAGAAGAAGCGAGAUUACAGCGAGAAAGGGAGGAAGAGGAGGAAAGAUUACGGUUAGAAGAGGAAGCGAAAGAGAAGGGGGAAGAGGAAGAAGAGGAAGCGAGAUUACGGAAAGAGCGAAAAGAGGAAGAAGAAAGGUUACGGAAAGAAGAAGAGAAAGAUAUAUUACGCAUGGAAGAAGAAAGAAGGAAAGCGGAGGAAGAAGAGGAGAAAAAGAAAAUAGUAGAAGAGGAAGUCGAGAAGCCUAUAAUAAAGAUCGGAGAAUACGAAUUCUUCCCUACCGACCUGCCGUUCGUGACCUUCGGUUUGUUAAUAGACGUUCUUUACGUUAUGUUGGAGUCUAUGCCAGAGAGCAAAGAGAUUGAUCUGGUUCGUGAUCGUAUUCAGAGAGCGAUCUAUGAAAAGUUUAGUUCUAUAAUAGAGGACGAAGAUCCAAAAGCAUUGACCGAACACAUGAAGGACGUAUUGAUAGUUUUAGCUGGGAAGAUCGCGACCUGGCUUAAAAAUAUUCUCAGCGAGUCGCAAAUCAUGUUCAUCGACAAAUAUCCGGCUGAAGUCGAAUCCGUUGAAAUUAGGGAUUGGUCGAAGUGGCUCACGUACGUCAGCGAUACCGCAAGCAAUUGGGGUAACUGGCUUCACAAGGUCGUCGAGCAAGCCGGAGAUAUACGGGAAGAGGGUAUAACCCGAGGCGAUUGGCAACAGUGGACGAAAUCCGUCGACGUUGAUGCUCUCCUUUGGAGACGCUUUCAUCUGCAGACCAUUCAUCAGGCUCAUAGAAACGCUACGUUGAUGGCGCAGAGGGAAGUAGUUAAGACUGGCACCAAGACAAUGGACUUCUCCGAGAAAGAAAUACGGAACACCAAUCUUCAAAGUGUCGCUUGACGAAAAAAAGAAAUGAAAAAACGAAGAGAAAGAAACAGAUUGUAAUUUAAUACGAUAUUUAUAAAGAAACUACGAAAUAGAAUCUAUAUUCGUCCGAUUAAAAAAAAUGUCAAAAAUAUAAGGAUCAACGCGUAACAUUUUAUCGUUAACAUUAUUUUAUGAUUUAUUUAACAAUAAUCUUAUUACAAUUAUCUGAUUAAAAUAAUUCAUUCCAUCUAA
Molecule: messenger RNA, 2495 nt
Organism: Vespula pensylvanica (western yellowjacket)
Lineage: Eukaryota; Metazoa; Arthropoda; Insecta; Hymenoptera; Vespidae
Product: golgin subfamily A member 6-like protein 1
Exons: 6
Coding region: 132-2276 (714 amino acids)
Source: RefSeq, a predicted model, not a curated record